Ceutorhynchus assimilis (cabbage seed weevil) is the source of this 4560-nucleotide messenger RNA. Lineage: Eukaryota; Metazoa; Arthropoda; Insecta; Coleoptera; Curculionidae. The record is from the annotation of a GenBank genome assembly.
AUACAAUUAUGUCGGUGUCGUGAAAAAAACCAAUAACCAAGUGUUUAAUUUUGCAUUUUUUAAUCAGUUUUUCCUAAUUUCCGUACUGAAAAGUUUACCUUCUUGCGAGAAGUUAAACGGUUGGCUCUAUAAAGUAACUUGUAUAAAGACGUUCAAGAUAAUGUGCAUUUGAUCCAAUUUCACAUGCGAUUAAUCAGAAUUUACUGGUCGACUGACAGUAGAAUUGCGCAAGGUUAAAGGUAAUAUUUUUCAACGAGAGUCCGCGAGAUUCCGCAAGCAUAGUUGCUAUUUUUGGCUCCCCAAUAGUGGAUACGCCGUUAGCUUUGCCAAAAAACGUGACGUGCAAUAGUUAGUCAUAGAUUGGGAUCUUUCCUAGUAUACAACAAUAUACUCCAGGUUUUUCCCGCGAACCUCUGGGGUGGAAUAUAAUUUCCUUCUCCGGAAAAUCUCGAGUUUUCCCACAGUUUGAAAUCGGGGCGAAUCUGGAUUAUUUAUAAAACAACUCAUCGAGUGAAUUUAGUUACGCGAUUCGUGAAGAUGAGUGCCAAAUUACGCACGCGUACUCCGUCGCCUAAGACCGUCACUUUCGAUCCUUCACCGCCAACCACCUUGGAGAGAAAAAAUCAACCUGUAGCGGCCAGGUUUAGAAACCUUAGGGAAUGGGAACAGUACCUUAAUGCUUUACUAGCCGAUCUACAAAGCACAGUGAAUGGCGGUUCAAGCCAGGCUGGAUACGGCUCCGUAAACGCACCCCGUGGCAGACUUACUCCAGCCAGUUCAGUUUCUGAUAUUUCAAUAACGAAACCUCAAAUGAACCGUAUCAACACGGAUACCCAUGGCAAAACGCAACCGGCAUCCGCGACGCGUGGCUACACAAGCGGUGCAUCGAGCGACAGUGGUUCCAAUUACGGAACCCGCCGGACGCCUACAGACAAACGGCGUCCGCAAAAUAGCGGGCUACAGGAUUUGGAUAACCUUCUAGAGGAUUUAAGUAACUGUAGAUUCGUCAACACCAAAAUGUCAGAAAAUGGUGCUAAUGGUAAUGGCGCAGUUGGUGCCACGGCAUACAACGAAAGUUCCAAUCGUUUGGGAAGGAGUCCUGCUGGGUAUUCUAGCUCUAGACCAUCCGAUGCGCAGUAUACCCCCAACCGACCUUCCAGCUCACAAAGUAUUCAUAAUCGCCAGCCCGUGGACGUGCUGGAUGAAUUUGAUCAUCUUGAUCAAGGUGAUGUCAUCUACACUGGUCCGAAAAAAGUAAUAAUAACCGUAAAAGAAACCAAAACUGAAACUGGAUUUCCCGGGGAAACUGAAUUAAUAUCAGCGCAAACUACAGCUUCGUCAGCUACAAGAGAGCUUGAUGAUUUGAUGGACAGUUUAUCUAGCAUGAAACUCCAGCAGGGCCCGCAACAGCCCAUAAGGGAAGAAAACGUUCGACUCGUUAAGGCCACUCAAUCACAAGGAGCGCCGAUCCAACAACCAGCCAAUUUAAAUUCUAUGCUCGACCAUCUUCAGGCAGAUAUGAGCCGUCAAGGAGUCAACACCAGCCAAAAGGGUAACUGCAAUGCCUGCGACAAACCCAUUGUAGGUCAAGUAAUCACCGCUUUGGGUAGAACCUGGCAUCCAGAGCAUUUUACUUGCUCCCACUGCAGGCAGGAAUUGGGCACCAGGAACUUUUUCGAGAGGGAGGGCAAACCCUAUUGUGAAACUGACUACCACAACUUAUUCAGCCCUAGAUGUGCUCAUUGUAACGGACCUAUUUUGGAUAAAUGCGUUACUGCGUUGGAAAAAACCUGGCACGUGGAUCACUUUUUCUGCGCCCAAUGUGGUAAACAGUUUGGAGAAGAUGGUUUUCAUGAACGUGAGGGCAAACCCUAUUGCCAUGAUGACUACUUCGACAUGUUUGCCCCCAAAUGUGGAGGUUGCAGCAGGGCCAUUAUGGAGAAUUACAUUUCAGCUCUUGGCAGCCAAUGGCAUUCCGACUGUUUCGUUUGCAAGGAAUGCCAUCAACCCUUCAUGGGAGGUUCAUUUUUCGACCACGAGGGUCAACCCUUAUGUGAAAUACAUUACCAUGCGAAACGUGGCUCCCUCUGUGCUGGCUGCCACAAACCCAUAUCAGGACGUUGCGUUACAGCGAUGUUCAGAAAAUUUCAUCCGGAGCAUUUCGUCUGUGCCUUUUGCCUGAAACAACUCAAUAAGGGAACUUUCAAGGAGCAAAGUGACAAACCGUACUGCCAUAUGUGCUUCGAAAAACUUUUUGGGUAGGAAAAGUCGUUCAACCUAAUAUUGAUAAAUAUGUUAAGUUCGCGAAAUGUGGAUAAAUAUAGUACCUGAAGAUCAUUUAUCAAUAUACCCCACCAUCGAUGCAAUAAAGAGGAAUUCUUUAUCUUGCAGAACAUGAAAUUCACCACCGAUAUCGCAAAAUAAUUUUUUAAUUUUUUUUUUUCGUCUGGAAGUGCAUGUUAGUGUAGUCAAGGUUAAUUUUACAAUUUUUUCUAGUUUUAUCUGUGUGUUUGUGCUAUAAUUUACUGUGUGUUAAUGAAUUCAUUAGAAAGGACACUGUAAAUUAGAUCAUUCAAAGUAUUGUUGAUGACUCAACGAGUUAGAGAGAUUCCUCUGUUUGAUUUUCCUAAUUUAAUGGAGACUACUGACAUCUAUUGUUCUGUAGUUUCUGUUGCUUUUUCGCAAGAUCUGCAGUGGUCUUUUCCGAUUUGCCUAUUGCUUUUAAGUGAUAUUUUACCAGGCAAUGCCCAGUCAGCAUACUGACGACUGUUCUAAUGCCUCUUCAUGUCAAAAAGAUGUUCAGAUCUCUUCGCUGAGAUGGAUAUGAAUCUUUUUGCCUGUCUCAGACCCGGAAUGGAUCUCCAAUGAGCUAGGAUUUUCAGUGUUUACUAGCUUUGUUAGUGAACAUCUGAGAGUUUACUGCAGUUAAAAAACUCAAAAUUGUAGUUACCUAUAACGUAGCGAGUGCGUUGAGUGCUCGAUCUUGGCAAAUAUAGUCAUUGCCAUUGCCAUCAUAGCCAUUCUGUUUCCGUCCAUGCCUGAGAAUAUAUUCUUAGGUCUAACAGUUCAAAGGGUACUUAUUCCCGUAACAGGGGAGCAGCGUUCUCACGGGAAUGCAUGUUCUUUCUUUUCGUCAAUAUACACGCAUACCACAGAUCAAACAUUCUAAUCAGAAUGCUAUUCCGCGGUUUCCAGAAAAGACGUCCUGAAAGAGUGUAAAAUGUACAUUCCCCAUUCCAAAGGUGGCACCAUAGAAACAGCAUGGAGAUAACAAUACUAAAGUUGUUUGUUUCAAGGUGGUAGAUAAUGUUUCAGUGAAUAAAAAACGUUCGACCUUUUUUGGUUUAUUAUCACGUUUUGAAAGUCGUGUAUCGCAAGCUAAGGAACGACUAUAGAAAGAUAUAGGACAUUCGAAACGUUGCCACAAUAAAACAAAAGUCCAAAGUUUUGUAUUCAUGGCUAAAGUUUUUGUGCAAAGGAUGAAUGAUGACCUGGUAUGGAAGAAAUAAGGAAACGCUUACGUUUAACUAUAGGUUCCGUCUUCUCGAAGAAGCGAAAAUAGGUGACGAUUGGACAAAAAAAAACUUGCAGCUUGUCUUCAAUCAAUUGAAAGAUAAGGGCCGAUAGCUCCUCAGUAUUUCUAAGAAGGAUCUGCUUCUUUCUGUCUAUAUUUUUCCACAUUUUUCAUCAUAUCAAAUAAAAUAAAACUUAUAUUAUUACUAACAAAAUUUGCUAUUUAAUAGUAAUAUUAUCGUCUUUAACAGAAUGCGCACUUUAUAUGCUCUAUAUUCUGCAUUCUAACAAAGUUACCUGAUACUUUUAGUGCUCUUCUACACUCAUCAAAAAAGUCUAGGGAACAAGAAAUAUUCGUCUUUUAAUUUUUAGACAGAAUAACUUUUUUCAAAAAGAUACCAUAUGGGUAUUUGUUGAACAAAUCUUGUAAAAUUUAUCACAUCGGCUUUUUCAGCAGGCUUUAACAAAAUUUAAAAAUCUUUCAAAAGUAUAUUUUGUUCAAUUUAUAAAUGUAUUCAGUUGCAUCUUGUUCCCUAGACUAUUUUGAUGUGCGUAUUUAAUAUUAAUUAUUAAAAUUAUCAUAUUUUACUGUGCUUAGAUUGUAUUUUUGCAUAUUCUACAACGAGAAGCUUCAUGCUGGUUGUUAUCUCGAUAAUUUAUAUCUAAUUAUUGUUAACAUUUUAUUUUUAUAACAAUACUUUUUAUUAGAUGUUUACUAAUUUUAAUAUCUAUUUUCUAAAGAUCUUGAUGUAACAGUGUGAAAAAUAAAUUUGCCUACAAUGGGAGGUAUUAUUUUGUAGUUUCAAUAAAUCUGGCACGUGAAAGUUUUGGCAAUAUUAUUUUAUUAUUUUUUUUAAUUUUUGAUGCCUUCUUCAGUGCAAGAAUGGCCAAAAAAAAAGUGGAAAGUGUUCAGGGUGCUUAGGGACUGAACAUACUAAAAGUCCUUACGUCUAUGGCAUGAGCCAAACAAAGAAGGACGAAGGGGGGGGGGGGAGAGUAAAAAGUGGUUCUCACGUUUGGGUUAGUUUAGGUGUGACCUGUUUACCA